Camelina sativa (false flax) is the source of this 877-nucleotide messenger RNA. The record is from RefSeq and is a predicted model, not a curated record. Lineage: Eukaryota; Viridiplantae; Streptophyta; Magnoliopsida; Brassicales; Brassicaceae.
GCCUCUAAACUCUUACCAUUUUUCCAAUUUCAGGACUACAAUGCUAAAUUAUCAGAUUUUGGUCUUGCCAAAGAUGCUCCUGAUGAAGGCAAAACCCAUGUGUCUACUCGAGUCAUGGGCACUUAUGGUUAUGCUGCUCCUGAGUAUGUAAUGACCGGUCACUUGACAUCAAAAAGCGAUGUUUACAGUUUCGGUGUGGUUCUACUUGAAAUGCUGACUGGUAGAAGAUCUAUGGACAAAAACCGACCAAAUGGUGAACACAACCUUGUUGAAUGGGCGAGACCACAUCUCCUGGACAAAAGAAGAUUCUACAGGUUACUUGAUCCGAGACUUGAGGGUCAUUUCUCCGUGAAAGGAGCUCAAAAAGUGACACAGCUUGCAGCAAAAUGCCUUAGCCGUGACUCCAAAAUAAGACCGAAAAUGAGUGAAGUGGUGGAAGUCCUGAAGCCUCUCCCACAUCUCAAGGACAUGGCUAGCACGUCUUACUACUUCCAGACUAUGCAAGCUGAGCGUUUGAAAUCUGUGUCAGGGUCAGGGUCGGGUCGUGGAUUCGGGUCAAGAAAUGGGCAACCUGUGUUUCGAACUCUGUCUAGUCCUCAUGGUCAAGCUGGUUCCUCCCCUUAUCGUCAUCAGAUUCCAUCUCCUAAGCCUAAAGGUGCAACUACUUAGAUUUUGCACUUUCCUGUGACGUAAGCUGUAAGCAAGAACGUCUCUUCUUAACAAAUGUAAAACAACAAAUCGAUAUUUCUUAACAAAAAGAAAGGUUUAUUCUGAAGAAGAUCCCCAACUUGUGUAUUUUACCUUUGUGACCUCAUGUUUCUUCGUCUAUUAUUGUACUCGUGAACAAUUGUCUUCUAGGGGUAAUAUUGUCAUCAUA